Messenger RNA from Zerene cesonia (dogface butterfly), 3723 nucleotides. It is a transcript of the gene GlyS, whose product is annotated as glycogen [starch] synthase. The record is from RefSeq and is a predicted model, not a curated record. Gene Ontology annotation, molecular function: alpha-1,4-glucan glucosyltransferase (UDP-glucose donor) activity. Gene Ontology annotation, cellular component: cytoplasm. Bases 243 to 2534 code for a protein of 763 amino acids. Lineage: Eukaryota; Metazoa; Arthropoda; Insecta; Lepidoptera; Pieridae. The transcript is spliced from 19 exons. Gene Ontology annotation, biological process: glycogen biosynthetic process.
UUAUUGUCACUUCAAGGUGACCUUCAAAUUCGGCUAGUUUGACGUUUAUUAACUUGCGAAAAUUCAUUAUAUUUGAAUUUUCUACCCGCGUAGACAUGCCAUUUAUUAAAUUCAUAUCGUAAUAAAGUUCGGGGCAACUUGAUCAAGUUAAAAACCCCAUUGUGCCACGUAUUGAGUGAAGUUUUCAGUGAUAAAACCAGUUCUACAAGAUUCGAUAGGGGCAAUCUUAUUUAAAACACAAGAUGUCUCGCGAUCGCUCCUCUCGCCGCUUCUACAGGUCGGAUUCGACGCACGACCUCCUGUCCUACAUGGACAGAGGUCUGGCUGCCAACGAUGAGAACAGGUGGACCUUCGAAACCGCCUGGGAGGCUGCUAACAAAGUUGGUGGAAUUUACACUGUCAUCAGAUCGAAGGCAUACGUCUCCACUGAGGAGAUGGGUGAUAAUUACUGUCUAUUGGGUCCAUACAAAGAGUCCUGUGCACGGCAAGAAGUAGAGGAGGCAGAUUUCCCCCCCAACUCCCCCCUCACAACUGCCGUUAACGCUAUGAGGAGUCAGGGGUAUAAGCUCCACACAGGCACGUGGCUCGUCGAUGGCAACCCCCAAAUCAUUCUAUUCGACAUUGGUUCAGCGGCUUGGCAACUGGACAGUUACAAGCAAGAGCUAUGGGAUACGUGUUCCAUUGGAAUCCCACAUCUCGACGUCGAGGCGAACGACGCGGUGAUACUGGGAUUCAUGGUCGCACAGUUUAUAACUGAGUUCCGCAAAGCCGCUGAGAAUUACAGCGACACUCCGCCGCGUGUAGUGGCACAUUUUCACGAAUGGCAGGCUGGUAUUGGAUUAAUUGUUUUGAGGGUAAGACAUGUGGAUGUGGCAACUGUGUUCACGACUCACGCGACUCUACUCGGUAGAUAUUUGUGUGCUGGCAACACUGACUUCUACAAUAAUUUGGAUAAGUUCUCAGUGGACGAAGAGGCGGGAAAGAGACAGAUAUAUCAUCGCUAUUGUAUGGAACGCGCUGCGGCUCAUAUGACGCAUACUUUUACAACCGUUUCGGAUAUCACAGGAUUCGAGGCGGAACAUUUGUUGAGACGGAAGCCGGACUUCAUCACGCCGAACGGUCUGAACGUGAAGAAGUUCUCAGCGCUGCACGAGUUCCAGAACCUGCACGCGCUCGCCAAGGAGAAGAUCAACGAGUUCGCUAGAGGACAUUUCUAUGGGCAUUUCAACUUCGACCUGGACAAGACGCUGUAUUUUUUCAUUGCGGGUAGAUACGAAUUCGGUAACAAGGGAGCGGAUAUAUUCGUUGAAGCUUUAGCGCGACUUAAUCAUUAUUUGAAGUCGUCCGGUUCGGAGAUGACGGUGGUCGCGUUUCUGAUAUUCCCCGCCAAGACCAACAAUUUCAACGUGGAGAGUCUCCGAGGCCACGCUGUUACCAAGGCGCUGAGGGACACCAUCCAGGAUGUCCAGCAAAAGAUUGGCCAGAGGAUGUACGACAUCUGCUUGAGAGGCCACCUCCCCGACGCGUCAGAUCUGCUGCACAAAGACGACACCGUGCGUCUGAAGCGAUGCAUUUACGCGCUGCAGAGGGACGGCUUGCCGCCCGUCACUACGCACAACGUUGUUGAUGAUUGGAGUGACCCAGUGUUGAAUUCUAUUCGUAGAUGUCAACUCUUCAACACUGUUAACGAUAAAGUUAAAGUUAUAUUCCAUCCGGAGUUUUUGACGUCCACAAACCCACUAUUCGGCUUGGACUAUGAGGAAUUCGUGCGAGGUUGCCACUUGGGCGUCUUCCCCUCGUACUACGAGCCGUGGGGGUACACGCCCGCCGAGUGCACCGUUAUGGGCAUACCGAGUAUCACUACUAAUUUAUCAGGUUUCGGCUGCUUCAUGCAAGACCACAUAGCCGACCCCAUGUCGUAUGGUAUAUACGUGGUCGAUCGCAGAUACAUCUCGCUAGAGGGCUCUGUACAACAGCUCGCUCAGUAUAUGUUCGAUUUUACCAAACUAACGCGAAGACAACGCAUCAUACAAAGGAACAGAACGGAAAGACUGAGCGAUCUGCUGGACUGGAGGAAUUUGGGUAUUUACUACCGCCAAGCCAGAGCUGAAGCACUCAAAAUAGUGUAUCCGGACUAUGUGGAUCGCAUGCACAUUGAAUUGGGCAAGCGUUUCAACUACCCGCGACCGAUCUCAGAGCCGCCGAGCCCUACACAUUCCAUGUUGACACCCCAACACGAAACGUCGUGGCUCACGGCGUCCUACCACAAGGAGAUAGAGCAACGCAAAGAGACGAGAGACGAAGAAGUCCAAACCAGCCUGACCGAGGGUAUGGACGAAAAGACCAAGCUCCAGAAGUCCUUGGAGAUCCUGGAACUGACUGAUCUAGAAAUUUCCAAAGACAUCGAGGUCAGGUUCGAGAAAGCGCUGGAAUUGGAGUGCGACGAGGAUUUUCUAGAGCCGAUUAACGCGGUCGUAGCGGAGCAUAUAGACCAGCUAAUUGCGAAGCUGAGCGACUGUGUGGACAGGAAAUAGGAGCGACAACACCAGCGGCUUCCGUUCAUGGCUCUGAAGAUGAAGAUGAGGUUGAUGAAGAGAAAGAAUUAGCCGAGUUGAGAAUUUCAGAUAAAUAAAUAAAAAAUUAAAUAAUUUUUUUUAGUGUUAGAAAGGAUAUAUCCAUACAUUGGUAGGAUAUAAACAAUGGUAGCAAAAAGUCGCAGUUUUGUGAUUAUAUAUUAUAAUCGCUAUAUAUAAAGAACAAUACCCAUGUAUGUUAUUAUAUAAAAUGAAAGGCUCAUUUCUAUUUAAUCUGUAAUCUUUUAAAACCUGCACCAAUAAUACGUGCGAGGAGGACAACGUGAAUAAUUCUAUAUGUAAAACAGAGAUGCAUGCAAGGCAUGAUAGAAUAUUUAUUUUUGAUUCUUUAUUGGUAUAGGAUACAAUAUAAAAGUGCAGUAAACUCCCGUUUAUCCGAAGUUAGGUACAGGGGAACUAAUAAAAACUCUUUUUUUUAAUUCAUUUAAUAACAUUCGAAUUCUUUUAAAUAUAAAAAAUAGAAAAAUCUAGCUAGCGUUGUCAAGGUUCAGCGAAAUGGCGCGAGUUCAAAACCGCCUCGUGAUGUAUAUUUUUUUCUAUUCUUCUUUUUAAUUUGAAAAAAAAAAUGGUGUAUAAUGGAUUUUGGGUAAGCACGAUUGAUAGAGGGCAAUUUACUUUAUUAUUUAUAUUUUUUUAACCGAUGUGCCCAAAAACAAUGUGGUUCUUAAUUCGAUGUAUUUUUUGGUUCCGUUAUUUGUUAAUUAACUCCGUGGGUUUUCAACCGAUUGACGCAAAAUUUUUGUGUUAGAUAAUGAGUUGUUGUCAUUGUAGAAUCAUUUUAGAAUCUGGACUGGCACCUCCCCCCCAGGGAAGUCAGUGACCUUUUCGGUAGAAAAUAUUUAUGUACUCCGAGAAAUCAAAUAUGAUAUAACAUUUAAUGAAAUUCCUCUUUCUUCUAAAUUAAAAAAAAUCUUAAAUUAUUAAAAGUAAAGUACCGUAACUUGAGUUUCGAAAAACUAAAUAAUAAUUUUACACAUAAUAAACAGCAUAAAAGCUUUGUAAAAAUAAUAAAAAUUUUAAGCUCUCUAUUUGGAUGGAUAAAUAUGUCUAAAAUUUGUAUUUCAAAUAAAAACCAGUGUUAUUUUAGUGUUUUUAAUAAUUUUUAUUUAACUAUAAAGUGUAUUUUAUU